AUGUUUGUUGUGGCAACAUUGGAUGACACAGUCUCGAUUGCACCACAUUUAUUCAAUGAACAAUUGAGUACGAUUGUCGCCGAAGAACUCGAUCGCAAACUAGCGAACACAAUCUUUCAGGAAUUAGGCUUGUGUAUUUGUUUGUAUGAUAUUUUAUCUAUGGGUGAUUGCAUCCUCUUGCCAUCAGAUGCUAAUUUUCAUAUCAAAGUCAAAUUUCGUUAUGUCGUCUUCCGUCCAAAUAUCGACGAAAUACUUGUUGGUAAAAUUCGCUCAUCGAGUAAAGAUGGUAUUACAGUGACGUUAGGCUUUUUUGAUGAUAUACUCAUUCCAUCGACUAAACUUCAACAUCCAUCACGCUUUAUCGAAGCAGAACAAACAUGGGCAUGGCAAUAUGAAACCGGCGAUGAAACACAUGAUCUUGUCAUGGAAAUUGGAGAAGAAAUCCGUUUUCGUGUUGUACAGGAAAUUUUCGAAGAUACGGCACCGAAAGAGUCUCCAAACCCGGGUGCAUCCAUAACUCAAACUGCUAAUGACGAUGAUAAAAAAAUACCUUAUACAAUUAUUGGCUCAAUAUCUGAACCAGGUCUAGGACUGAAAUCAUGGUGGAUUGAAACAUCUUGA
Molecule: messenger RNA, 621 nt
Organism: Adineta ricciae
Lineage: Eukaryota; Metazoa; Rotifera; Eurotatoria; Adinetida; Adinetidae
Source: the annotation of a GenBank genome assembly